GCUCCAUCGAUAUCCAUCAACAACGAGGGAGAAACGAAGCCCAGACAAGCAUCCGAAGCAAUAUUGGCAGAGUUCUUGAUGUUUCUCGAUCACAAGGAAGAUGCGGUCGACCAAGGCUGGUGCGAAGUCAAUGCUUGGACCACAACCACUUCGAUAUAUUGAAUGAUGGCAAAAAGCUCUGGACCACGACGAACGCCAUGACUGGGUACCAGACACCCUUCUUAUCUUGCCGAAUGCCUUCUUUCCUUUUUGUCCCCCAUCAUUGGUAGGCUGGCUUGACGUGAAGGAGGAGGCAGGCGUUAGGUUUGGGGGUCCAUGGCCACUUAGCCUCCUUGUAUCCUGUCCCGGCCACAUUUUCUACCCAAGUGGUGAGGGUCCAGAUCCGUCAGCAGCCUGGUUCCUGCUGCUACUUCGACCAAUCAAGUCGAUUUAGUUUGCAUUGUACUUUGAACAGACCUCUUGUCCAUGAAAGACCAGACGGCGAUCAGUAUUCUCGAGCUAAUGACGCGAAGCUCGCUUCACAAGUCGCGAUUUCUUGGCUGGAAAACACUGUUAUCUUGUUAUCUCUACGAUUCGUCCAGAAGCUGGAAAGUUUGUCCUAGAGAAGGCAUGGCUUUACUGUACUGUUGGUCUGGGAUAGAUGGAGCAAGUCUGGACCCAGAAAACGUCCCAGUGGCGCCUUUGGGACCAUCCAGAGACUCGGGACGCUCAUCCAGUGGCACAAGGAAUGGUACAGUCGCAUGGUGAUGAAAUAUCUGCCGCUGAUCACGACCAUAUGGAGGCUUACUUUCCACCCCUCAUGAGUCCUGGUCCGGUUUCCCACACCAUGGGAGCGGGUCUGACAGUCCUGGACAUGCGAAUGGGCUGUAUAUAAGUAUAUACUCAAGCUCACCCAAGAUUAUCCAAGCAGUUACCAAGAAGAAAUCAUUUCCUUCACAACCCAGUUGCCUCUUGGAAAGAAUAGCAAGCCAUGUCCACCGCUCUUGCAAAAGAGAUUGACCUCCGGGCUCCCGCUGGCGGGGUCAUCUCUUCUGACACCUCGUCCUCACAAGCAUCUUCUGACGACCUAGGAAAUGUCAGACCAAGCGAGAAAACUGCAGGUGUCAGAAGCAACGAGGUCUCAACCGCACUUCCUCUUGGAGUCCCAGCCCAGGAGAAACGGUUCUGGUUUCAACGCAACAAGACAAACUACGACCCAAAUGCUAUUGCUACACAGCCGUCAGUUUUCGAUGAUCCAGAUACCGCAAAAGAGUAUCAGCCUCCGGCAAGUUGGGAAAACAUCCAUCGAUUUGACCCCUCCGCACGAUGGACUUGGGGCGAAGAAUACAGCCUGGUGCGAAAAAUUGACUGGAAAAUCAUGAUCUGGGCUUGCGUUAUGUUCAUGGCACUUGAACUAGAUCGUGCCAAUAUCCAACAAGCCGUUACCGAUAACUUCUUGAAGGAGCUACAUUUAGACACCAAUGACUUCAAUCUUGGAAACACAGUCUUCAAAUUGUCUUUCCUCUGUGCCGAACUCCCAUCGCAGCUAGUAUCGAAGUGGAUCGGUCCCGAUCGCUGGAUCCCAGCUCAAAUGGUUCUCUGGUCAAUCGUUGCGUCGUGCCAAUUCUGGUUGAGUGGAAGACGAAGCUUUUUGGUUUGCCGCUCCUUGUUGGGUAUCCUCCAGGGUGGAUUCAUCCCAGAUAUCAUUCUGUAUCUUUCAUAUUUCUACAAGCAUCAUGAGCUUUCUCUCAGACUCGGGUUCUUCUGGACGGCUAUGUCCAUUGCAGAUGUGAUUGCUGCAUUCUUGGCAUUCGGCUUACUUCACCUUCGUGGUCUCCAUGGCUACUCCGGCUGGAGAUGGCUAUUUCUCAUUGAAGGACUUAUCACACUCGUCCUCGGUCUCAUCGCGUUUAUCCUCAUGCCGCCCAGCCCAACGCAGACAGCAAGCAAGCUGCGCGGGAAGAAGGGUUGGUUUACUGAAAGGGAAGAAAUCAUCAUCAUUAACCGCGUCAUCCGAGAAGAUCCAACAAAGAGCGGGAUGCACAACAGAGAACCCAUCACGCCAAAGCUAUUGUGGAAGAGCAUAAAAGAUUACGACCUCUGGCCCCUCUACAUCCUCGGCCUCAUGUUCCAAAUUCCCGAAACCACUCCCACCCAAUACUUGACACAAACCCUGAAAGGCCUCGGCUUCGACACCUUCAAGACCAAUCUCCUCGUCAUCCCAUCGACAGUUGCGCACAUGAUCACCAUGAUGGCACUCACCUACAUCGCCGAGAUCUGGGGCGAGCUGACCUUCACAUCUAUGAUUGGACAGAUCUGGGCCUUCCCUUUCCUAGUCUACAUCUACAUGGUGGACAUCACCAAAAUCCACAAAUGGACAGCCUUCGGCAUCAUGACCUUACUCCUCAGCUACCCCAGCGCGCACCCCAUUCAAGUCGCCUGGAACUCUCGCAACUCAAACGCAGUCCGCUCUCGAACAGUCUCAGCCGCUUUGUACAACAUGUUUGUGCAAGCAUCCGGAAUCAUCGCUUCCAAUGUCUACAGAAAAGAUGAUGCGCCGCGAUAUAAGAGGGGUAAUCGUGUUUUGCUGUCUAUAUGUAUUGUUAAUAUGGGUUUGUAUACUUUCACGAAAUUCUACUAUUUGAAGCGCAAUGCGUAUCGGGAGAAGAAGUGGGGAGCUAUGACUGAGGAUGAGAGAAUUCAUUAUUUGGCUACGACGACGGAUGAAGGUAACAAGAGACUGGAUUUCAGGUUUGCUCACUAGAAUUACGACUUUAUGACGGAGAGGCUGGGUAGAGGCUGGGUAGGCGGAACGCAUGUUGGCCUGAAUUAAAAAUAGUUGGGUCAUGUUGUCAAAUGGUGUAGAGCUUAGAGUGAAUAAGUUCAUGCUUGUUAGGGACGGAAUAAACCACUUCGCAGAUUCUUUGUUCCUAAAUCAGUCUAUUAUCCCUUG
Cadophora gregata is the source of this 2932-nucleotide messenger RNA. RefSeq lists its product as uncharacterized. The record is from RefSeq and is a predicted model, not a curated record. Gene Ontology annotation, cellular component: membrane. Gene Ontology annotation, biological process: transmembrane transport. The transcript has 6 exons. NCBI's taxonomy places the organism in Eukaryota, Fungi, Ascomycota, Leotiomycetes, Helotiales, Ploettnerulaceae. Gene Ontology annotation, molecular function: transmembrane transporter activity. The coding region runs from base 971 to 2743 and encodes 590 amino acids.